This is a messenger RNA of Rasamsonia emersonii CBS 393.64, 372 nucleotides long. RefSeq lists its product as uncharacterized. Lineage: Eukaryota; Fungi; Ascomycota; Eurotiomycetes; Eurotiales; Trichocomaceae. The record is from RefSeq and is a predicted model, not a curated record. The transcript has 3 exons. Gene Ontology annotation, biological process: proton motive force-driven ATP synthesis. Bases 1 to 372 code for a protein of 123 amino acids.
AUGAUGUCCCAGUCCCUCCGAGCAUCGCGCUCUCUGCUCACCCGAGUCACCCGGCAGUCCGGUGCCGUUUCUCGCCGGACCUUCCUGACCACUGCUGCCCGUCGGGCCGACCCGGUGCAGGACCUGUACCUGCGUGAACUCCGUGCCUACAAGCCCACGCCGCCCAAGCCAGGCGAUGCCGAGGCCCACGUCCAGAAGUUCACCGUGCCGACGCCGCCUCCCUCGCCCGAGGAGGCCAACCUCGCCAACGAGCUGAAGGCGUACGAGAGCCAGGAAGUGGAGGUGGAAGGCCAGGCUGCGGCUGGCGAGCCCGCCCCGGUUGAAGAGAGCUGGUUCGAGGAGGAAGAGGACGAGGCUCCUGCUGCUCACUAA